Calidris pugnax (ruff) is the source of this 2967-nucleotide messenger RNA. Its product is annotated as hyaluronan mediated motility receptor-like. The record is from RefSeq and is a predicted model, not a curated record. Gene Ontology annotation, molecular function: hyaluronic acid binding. Gene Ontology annotation, cellular component: membrane. The transcript is spliced from 23 exons. Lineage: Eukaryota; Metazoa; Chordata; Aves; Charadriiformes; Scolopacidae. Bases 1 to 2967 code for a protein of 988 amino acids.
AUGAAAGAGAAAAAGAAACAGAAGGCACUGGAGAAGGAGAUCCGUGCAUUAGUGAGAGAGCGUGGAGAGCAGGAUAAAAAACUUAAGGCUCUGGAUGAGGAUUUUGUUAAGACCGAAGCAAAGCUGAGUGCUGCCGUUCAGGAGAAAACAUCUCUCCUGGCAAACAUUGCAUGCCUGAAAAAACAGCUUCUGGAGCUAACAAGAGCUAAUGAACUACUGAAAUCAAAGACUGCACUUGCAAAGCAGGAAGAUAUGGAAAUGAAGCUGCAGGAGGUGCAACGGAAUCUAGAGCAUUCAAAAGGAAAAGUAGCACAGUUAGAAGAAAAACUAGCUCAGGUAACAACAGAUUGUUCAUCCCGGCCUCGGGUGGUGGGAGAUAGGGACGGAGGGAGCGAGCGAGAGAGGGAAGGAGCGAGCGAGAGAGGGAAGGAGCGAGCGAGAGAGGGAAGGAGCGAGCGAGAGAGGGAAGGAGCGAGCGAGCGAGCGAGCCAGUCCGCCCGCCCGCCCGCCCAGGCCCGGCCCUUCAUGGUCGUGCCUGAGGGAAGGGGGACAGUAUGUACCCCACUGCAAGAAACCUGUGAUAUUAGAUCUUCAGAUGCACUGAAAAGUUCUCUGUCCUCUGAAACACACCAACGGAUUAGGAAACAGAAGAGUGAGACAAAUUUGAGCAGUGAGAAGAGUGUACUUACCCCUGUAACUGGAAGGAGACUUGCAUCUCUCGGAGCAACACCAGCUAACGGGACUCUGAAGCCUAAAAAAGAUUUUAUCCUUAUGAAAGAGAAAAAGAAACAGAAGGCACUGGAGAAGGAGAUCCGUGCAUUAGUGAGAGAGCGUGGAGAGCAGGAUAAAAAACUUAAGGCUCUGGAUGAGGAUUUUGUUAAGACCGAAGCAAAGCUGAGUGCUGCCGUUCAGGAGAAAACAUCUCUCCUGGCAAACAUUGCAUGCCUGAAAAAACAGCUUCUGGAGCUAACAAGAGCUAAUGAACUACUGAAAUCAAAGCUGUCUGAAGAUGGUGUGCAGAAGAAAAUGAGCAGCCUAUGCAUGGAGUUAAUGAAGCUCAGAAACAAGAGGGAUGCUAAGGAAAAGACUGCACUUGCAAAGCAGGAAGAUAUGGAAAUGAAGCUGCAGGAGGUGCAACGGAAUCUAGAGCAUUCAAAAGGAAAAGUAGCACAGUUAGAAGAAAAACUGUCUGCUACUGAGAGAGAGAAAGUUGAAGAAAAGUCUGACACUGAAAAACUCCUGGAAUAUAUCACAGAGCUCAGUAGUGUUGCAGAAACAGUUGAGAAAUACAAACUGGAUGUUGCCCAGAUGGAGGAGACAGUGAUAAAGAAAGACCAAGAUAUUGGGGUCCUGAAGGAUACCCUCAAAACAAGAGAGGAAGAAUCUUUUAAACUGAUAAAAGAACUUAAUGAAAGGUGUGACUUGCUUCAACAAGAAAAAGAGAAAGAGUUGUCUGAGAGCAGAGAGAAACUCCUGAGUAUGAAUGCUGAAAUAGAAGACCUGAAAAAAAAAAUUGUCUUAAAAGAACAAGAACACCAAAAACUUCUUCAGAAACAUGAGGAGGUGGUCUCUCAGCUGCAACAAGAGAAGGAGUCAUCUGCAUCAAUGCACCAGAAGUUACUGGAGUUCCAAGAUGAGGUAACAAGUGAGAGACACCUUCUUGAAGAAGAGCUGAAUGAUGUAACGAAUGAGCUGAAUAAAUUACAUGCUAAGGAGAAGAAAGCUGAGAAGUUGGUGAAGCGGUUGGAACAAGAAAUCAAAUCUCAAGCUCUUGAACUUGCACAGAUGGAAGUAAAGUUGAAAGGGAAGAAUGCCGAGUUGGAGCAAAUCAAUGACAAGCACAGCAAUGCUGUUUCGCAAAUCCAAGAAGAACAUAGGAAUACAUUGCAUAAACUUGGAGAGACUGUUGAUGAGUUUGAAAGCUACAAGAAAACAACAGCUGAAGAAAUAUGCAGUCUUAAGCUGGAGAACACCUCUCUGCAAGAAGAAGUUGCCAACCUAAAAAAAACAGGCCAAGAUAACCUGCAGCUGCUUCAGGAAGCAGAACAUGCUAAAAACAAAGCAGAAGAUGAAUGUGCAAGGAUGCUUUUAGAAGUCCAGACUAAGUUUGCACUAAAAGAAGCAGAAACAGAGAGAACAAAAGAGUCUUGCCUUGCCCAAGUGACUAAACUUCAGGAAGAACUGGAAGAGAGAACUGAAGACCUGAAAAGACAACUUGAAGUGGAAAGAUCAAGGAAGAUCAUAAAUGAAGAUGUGACCUCUAGCUUAAAAGAAGAGAUCAAGACCUGGCGUAAUCUAUACGAAGAGUUACAUAACAAAACUAAGCCUUUUCAGCAACAACUAGAUGCAUUUGAAGCAGAGAAGAAUGCACUCUUAAACGAGCAUGGUGCAGCCCAAGAAGAACUGAAUAAACUCAGCGAUGCAUAUGCUAAACUACUUGGCCACCAGAACCAGAAGCAAAAAAUCAAGCAUGUUAUGAAGUUGAAGGAGGAGAACACCCACCUGAAGCAGCCAGCUAAUGGGACUCUGAAGCCUAAAAAAGAUUUUAUCCUUAUGAAAGAGAAAAAGAAACAGAAGGCACUGGAGAAGGAGCCAGCUAACGGGACUCUGAAGCCUAAAAAAGAUUUUAUCCUUAUGAAAGAGAAAAAGAAACAGAAGGCACUGGAGAAGGAGAUCCGUGCAUUAGUGAGAGAGCGUGGAGAGCAGGAUAAAAAACUUAAGGCUCUGGAUGAGGAUUUUGUUAAAACCGAAGCAAAGCUGAGUGCUGCCGUUCAGGAGAAAACAUCUCUCCUGGCAAACAUUGCAUGCCUGAAAAAACAGCUUCUGGAGCUAACAAGAGCUAAUGAACUACUAAAAUCAAAGACUGCACUUGCAAAGCAGGAAGAUAUGGAAAUGAAGCUGCAGGAGGUGCAACGGAAUCUAGAGCAUUCAAAAGGAAAAGUAGCACAGUUAGAAGAAAAACUGUAA